CGCACACGCAGGACGCCUCCCUCGGCACAUGGGCCCCAGGCCCUUCCCUUGGCUGAUGAGGAAGAGGAGCUCCGGGCAGCAAUGAAGGGCCUGAGCCGCCUGCUCCGCGCCGGGGAGGAUGCCGCGCUGGGAGCCGUGGCGGCGAGCCAUGAAGGCCUACUGCCAGAUGAGAGAGAAUUUCAACAUGCUGCUAAAAUGAACAAUUUGGAUACCAUGGAAAAGCUGUUUAAAAAGAAUGUUAACAUAAAUGCUGUAGAUACUCUGAAGCGCACAGCGUUCCAUUUUGCUGUUGCGGGAGGCCAUGUGUCCGUGGUGGACUUUCUUCUUCAUCACAAAGCUAGACUUGACAUGGCAGAUCAGCAUGGCCUGACAGUGAUUCAUCUUGCAGCCUGGACUGGAAAUCUGGAUAUAAUGCGAAAAUUAGUUAAAGCAGGUGCUGAUCAAAAGGCUAAGAAUGAGGAAGGAAUGAAUGUACUGCAUUUUGCAGCUCAGAGCAACAGCAUUAAAAUAGUUGAUUAUUUCCUCCAAGAUCUUCAUCUGAAUGACUUGAACAAACCUGAUGGGAAAGGUAAAAAGCCAUUUCUUCUGGCCUCUGAAAAAGGCCAUGUUGACAUGAUAAAAAAAUUGAUUGCUCUGAAGCUAUUUACAUCUGAAAAAGAUGAGGAGGGAAACACAGCAUUGCAUUUAGCAGCCAAAAAUGGUCACAGUGAAGUUGUAGAAAUUCUGCUUGAACAAUGGGAGGAAAUAAAUGACCUCAAUCAGAAUGGAGAAACUCCAUUUUACUUGGCUGUUGAGGGAGGUCAUGAAAAAUGUGCUGAACUCUUACUGGAGGCAGGGAGUGACAUCAAUGUUUCAACUCAGAACAAUAGCAGUGCUUUGCAGGUUGCAAUUCAGAAUGGACAUCUAUCCUUGGUUACUUUUCUUAUUGAUAAGAAUGUUGACCUGGUUCCUAAACCUGAGCAGAAGAAUUCCCCUCUCCAUUUAGCAGUCCUCAGUAAUAAUCUACUGGUAGUAAAAAGCCUUUUGGAUGCCAGUCACGACAUAAACUCCUUAAAUCACAGGCAGGAAACCCCUCUACAUCUGGCAGCUGAUCUUGGCAAUGUGGAGUUGGUGGAAGUGCUGCUGAAGUCAGGCUGCAAUCUCAAGACCAUGGAUAAGCAUGGGAAAACUGCACUAGCCACAGCAUCAAGGAGCCAUCAUGCCCUCAUUGUAGAUAUGAUCAUUAAAGCAGAAAGGUAUUUCGCCAUGAAACAGACACAUCUAGCUCAUAGUGGUAAUGGGUCAGACUUCAGCGUGUCCUUCAAACAAGAUCACAGCAUACAGACCAAGCAAAUCCGCUCCUCCCUUUGGAAUCUAGCAUACAACCAGUUAAAGCCCCGUGAAUGGAAAAAACUGGCUGUGUUCUGGAAGUUCACAGAUGAACAAAUUAAAGCUAUUGAAGAACAAUGGACAGGGAAAAAAAGUUACAAGGAACAUGGGAACAGAGCGUUGCUCAUCUGGUUACAUGGUACAUUGCUGGCUCAUCAGAAUCCUGUUAAACAUCUGUAUGAAGAUCUGGUGGAAGCAGGACUUCAGCCUUUAGCUGAGAAGAUCAGAGCUUCAGUUAGCAUUGGCAUGGACUCCAGAAAAUGUAUCAUUUCAUGAGUUCAUCAACAAAACAUGGCAUAUAUGAUGGAAUUACAUGCUAGAAGGAAAGUGGCUUUCAAAUAUCUUUUAGGGAAACAAAAAACAUAUUUUGAAGUUGCACAAAUUUUUCCACCCUUGAAGAACUUGCACUCCUGAAGUUGUUACUUUUUUCUCAAAUGCUUGCUAAAUAGAAAUGUAAAACAUUUAAGAAUGAAUGGCUGACUGGUAGCUUAUAAUUGCUAAGCAAGAUUCACCACUUACAAUUUCUACAUCUGACCUAACACUGAUAAAGUAAUUCUGUAUUGGAAAAGCAAAUUAAGCUACUUUGUGUUUGAUGUGAAAUGUAAAUAAGAGGUUUUCUACAUGAAAAAAAUUAAAUUUAGUAAGUGAAAGUUAUGUGUAUAAAUCAAUGAACACUGGCAAAUAACUUGGCAUCUGGCCUCAUUUGGGAUUCAGGUUUUUAUAAAUUCUUGCUAGGAUUAUGAAAAAUCUUUCUACUGCGGCGUAUGAUUUAUGUAGUGAAGAAACACAAAAAUGUUAUGUGUAAACACCACAUGUGGCUGCAGAAUUUUCUAUCAUGGCAUA
This is a messenger RNA of Zonotrichia leucophrys gambelii, 2211 nucleotides long. RefSeq names its product ankyrin repeat and death domain containing 1B (gene ANKDD1B). The transcript has 15 exons. Gene Ontology annotation, cellular component: cytoplasm; nucleus. Bases 82 to 1644 code for a protein of 520 amino acids. NCBI's taxonomy places the organism in Eukaryota, Metazoa, Chordata, Aves, Passeriformes, Passerellidae. Gene Ontology annotation, molecular function: protein binding. Gene Ontology annotation, biological process: signal transduction. The record is from RefSeq and is a predicted model, not a curated record.